AAAGGUCGAAAACGAAUUUUUAACCAUGUGAGCCACCGUAGACAAAAUAUGUGUGUAUCUCUGAACACUCACGAUCAUUUCUCAUGUUAUUAUGUGUAUAAGGUGUACGUGAUCUCAGGCUGAACUGACAAUUAUAAACAAAAGACGUGUACGUGCAUGGAAGGUGUAGAUGUAUUUACAACUCGCGAUACGAUCCGUAUUGACAACUUUUAACUAGUCAAAAGAGAAACUUCAGAUGUUGUUAAUAUAGAAACCCAAGACUAAACACUUGGAUUCAAAACAUCUCUGACGGUUCUGGUCUGCUUGAUUACUACUCGCAAUGGCUUUCUUAGUAGUCGAACGAGUCCAUAGCGUGUUGGUUUCGUGUUUCUUUAAAGAUACAGUAAACCUUACCGUAUUGUAUGUAUUUAACUGGACUCGGAUGAAGUCAUGAGCCGCUGCCGUCGGGUGAUCCUCCUGUCUGGAUUAAUUUGUCUCUGUGUGACACGGUGUUGCCCCUCCAGACUGACACACUGCGACAAUGGCAAGACAAAUCUAGUCACAGACCUACCAGGACCUGAAGAGCUUGUGUGUCAAGAGCUCUGGCCACAGUCACAGACGAAUAUCCCUGAUAUUGACACAAAACAUAUUAUAAAGGCUGCUGAUUCCAUCUGUAUGGACACACCCAUUACAUACAAUGACCGUAUACCCACCCAUGGUCCUUACAGGCCUGUUGAAGCCGAGAGUGGAGAGUACCUCUUCUGCCCCCCUCAGCGCUGGCUUAACAACCUCAAAAAUGGAGCGCUGGUUUUUCUGUAUCACCCGUGUGUCUCAGCGGAAGCUCACAGGAGUCUGGCGAUGUUGGCUCACUCGUGUCUGCCUCGUUACAUCCUCACACCUCACCCGUGGCUCAGCCAACACAGACCUUUGGCUGUGGUCUCAUGGGGUCGCUCACUAGAGAUGUCCCACAUCACACUUGGGGUUUGUGAUUGGUUGCUUUCCAUUUCCUCCAAUAUUAGUCAAGCUAGUACAAACCAAAGGGCAAAGUACAAUCUAUAUUUGACAAAACCAGCACCUGUGCACAAACCAGUGAACACCAGUCAAGAGAUGUCCAAAGUGGAGAGAUUAAAGUCUCUUAAACACUGCUGCAUGGAGGCUCUCAGUCUCACUGAGGUACAGAGGACCAGAAGGAGAACCAGGAAAAUCAGAAAUGUCCUCAAACAAUCACCAGAGGAAGUGGAAGUGAAAUUUGAUGUCAAACCAGAAGAACUUAACAGCACUGACAGUGCAAAACUGAAUCAUACAGACGCACUACCACAAAAUAAUACAAAGGAAAUGGCCUCCUUCUCAAUGCUAACUGUUACACAAUCUCUCAGUUCAGCAAAGGACUCUGAGAAGUCUGGAGACAAAGACAAGACAAUUGACGCAGAGAAGCAAUUUCCACAGAAUAAAGUGACAGAAAGAUAUAAAUACCAAAUAGACAGAAAAACACAUAAGAAAACUAUAGUGGAAGGUGAGAGGCAUCGCGUCAAAACUGACACAAAGGCACAGAGGUCUGGAUCUGAAUGCGGGGAGCUUGGACAGUGUGGAGUCCCAGACUCAAUAUCUCCUCAUAUCGGAGGGCCGCUGAGGGGGGAGAGGAUACCCAUCCCACGUACCGAUGAGGCUGUGUGGGCAGCAGGCGCUCUGGGCUUCCUCUUAGUGCUUCUCACCCUGUCUGUGCUCCAUACGCGUCUCUAUCGCCACUGUCGAUCUUCCACCAGUCUCUACUGGCACGACCACCAGCAAGACUAUGAGAACGUGGGUGACAUCAUCCGCCGAAGGCUUAGGAUGGUUGGCCGGAGGAAGAGGAGAAGCAGCCAAAGCAGGAGACAGGAAUGUGCACUGCUACACUCGAGCAAUGAGGAGAACUCUGACUAAAUGACCGGAUUGGUGAACACUAGUAAUCUUACACACUCUAUUUGGACUCUAUUGGAAUAUCAUGUGGCACUCAUAGAGUAAAUAUGAACCUUUUUUGUUUUGAAGCCGAAGGGAACUUGUCAGUUUAGGCAUUUACACAUUCAAGACAACACUUCUAAAAGACAAUUUCUCUCUUGUAUUUAAUUUAGUGACACAAUUAAGUGAUAAAGGUACCAUUGAGUAAAUUAUACCAUUUAGUAUAGAAAUACCUUUUACACAUUUUAUAUCUUGAGUAUGGUGUUGUCUAUUACUGUUGGCAGCAUAUUGGUAAAUUAAAAUUGCGAAGAAACAGAUGUAUAGACAGAUCGUACAUCCGAGCAGUGUUGGGGAAAGUUACUUUUCAAAGUAAUACAUUACAAUAUUGUGUUACUCCUUAAAAAAGUAACUAAUUGCAUUACUUUAUGAAAAGUAAUGCAUUACAUUACUUUUGGAUUACUUUUUCUUAUCUGGGUUGGGCUUGCUUGUUUGUUUUUUAACAACAACAAAAAGGUUUUUUUUGGCAAAUGUUAAAGCCCUUUCACACCAAAAGUGAAAUGAAUAAUACUCAGGCUGAAGGAAAUGCAAAUUCACACCUGUACAGUAGAGGGCGCUGCUCAAAACAAACCUUUCAGCUGUGCUGUCAUUCUAGAUUAAAGAAGAAUAGGAUACUGGAGAAAUUUUUGCUUAUUAGUAUGGUUCAAUUAGAACAUCGAAGGUCAGACAUUGGUUAAUAAAGUGAGAUUAAAUACAUAAAGUAUAUUUGUGUAAUUUAAUAUAUUUAAUUAUAGGUUUGCGUAAAAUUCUGAGAUUGCAUUUCACUGUUUUUAUUCAUUUUGAGCAAUACUGAAUGUUUUUGUGAAAGUAAGAUGAGUAAAUGCAUGUUCACAUUUUGUCUAGAACUACAGUAACCAUCAUGUUCACACAGCACACAGCACCGCUGCACUUUAUUUCUCUCAACAUGCGGACAGGAGAGCUGUCAGACAAUAAAUGUGGAAAAAGUAACUUGCGUUACUAAUUUGAAAAAGUAACUUAGAUAUUUUGUUGUAAAUUGAAAAAGUAAUGCGUUACUUAAAAAGUAAUCUGAUUACAUAACUCAAGUUACUUGUAAUGCGUUACCCACAACACUGCAUCCGAGUGUAACAGAUUCUCAAAAAAGAAAAAUGUAAGGCAGGGACUUGGUUCUGUCUAUUGCUUGUUGAUUGGAUUUUGAAAUGUGGGAGUUGCAGAUAAACGCAAGCUUGCAGGGUAAGGUUUAAGCAGACUAAAGGAUUGGAGAAGUCCUGCAUACAUCACCAGAGAGAAGUAUGACGUUUUCCCCCGAAGGUCCAGCUAUGACAUUCUGAUUAAACAUUAUGAGGUCAAAAAAAAAAGAAACCCAUCAUAACUCAUAAGUCAUAACAUGCAUCCAGAAAUGUUUCAUUUCAUGCCAACUUUAAAAGAAAAUGGAAUGUUUUGGUCACAUUAAAGCAUUCUUUUCCUGCUUGGGUAUUACUUGUAGUGUUUUUCUAAUGGUAGGUUUCUAAAAUUCUCUCAUCAUUUACUCACCCUCAUGUCGUUCCAAACCUGUAUUACUUUUUUUUUCUGUGGAACACAAAGGAAGACAUUUAAAAGAAUGUUGAUAUUAUAACCAAACAGUUUUAGUCACCAUUGUCUUCCAUUCCAAAGCACUGCAACAUUUCUCAAAAUAUCUUCUUUUAUGCUCAAUAGAAGAAAGAAAGUUAUACAGUUCUGCAACAAGAGGGUGAAUAAACAAUGACUAAAAAGUUAAAUUUUUGGGUGAUCUAUCCCUUUAACUGGGUUAAAAGCCUCUUGUGAUAAGUUUGGAUGAAAAACAUGAUGCGUUUUUUACUCUAUAGCCCUGUCUGUUGGUGAGAAUGCCUGUGGUUUAUGUGUCACACGACUUGACACAAGGAGAUGGCAGUAGAGACCUCUCCAGUUCCACUGGCACUCUGUGAAUAGUUUAAAUUAUGUAACUGCGCUGCACUAAAGUUGAGCAGAUGCUUUUUCAUCCAGGAGUGUGUAGCAUACUAAUUGUAUAGGUCAGAUAGCAAACUAAUGAAGGAGAACAGUUGUAGCCUAAAGUUUUGACAAUUACUUUACAAAUUUUGUGUUUCACAAAGUUUGCUGCUUCAGUUGUUGUGGUGUUGAUUCACAUUGUUUCUAGAUAAUUUGCUUUUUAAAUAAAUUUAGACAUUGUGUUUCUCUGAA
Ctenopharyngodon idella (grass carp) is the source of this 4125-nucleotide messenger RNA. RefSeq names its product tumor protein p53 inducible protein 13 (gene tp53i13). The transcript is spliced from 10 exons. Gene Ontology annotation, cellular component: cytoplasm. Lineage: Eukaryota; Metazoa; Chordata; Actinopteri; Cypriniformes; Xenocyprididae. Bases 430 to 1899 code for a protein of 489 amino acids. The record is from RefSeq and is a predicted model, not a curated record.